Messenger RNA from Umbelopsis ramanniana AG, 3757 nucleotides. RefSeq lists its product as uncharacterized. Lineage: Eukaryota; Fungi; Mucoromycota; Umbelopsidomycetes; Umbelopsidales; Umbelopsidaceae. The coding region runs from base 102 to 3569 and encodes 1155 amino acids. The record is from RefSeq and is a predicted model, not a curated record. Gene Ontology annotation, biological process: regulation of gene expression; chromatin remodeling. Gene Ontology annotation, cellular component: nucleus; chromatin. The transcript has a single exon. Gene Ontology annotation, molecular function: DNA binding; ATP binding; ATP-dependent chromatin remodeler activity.
GAUUCAAGUAUAGCAAUGAAUUACGCUCUUACCAAUUGGAAGGCCUGAACUGGCUUAGAUUUUGUUACUACAGUUUCCGCUCUUGUAUCCUUGCUGACGAAAUGGGUCUCGGUAAAACUGUACAGUCUGUUGCCUUGCUCAAUGAUAUCUACUGUGGUCUCAACAUCCGUGGACCUUUCUUGGUGGUUGCUCCAUUGUCCACUAUCCCUCAUUGGGAACGUGCAUUUAAAGCUUGGACUGACCUGAAUACCGUUGAUUAUCGUGGCAGUCAACUUGCUCGCGCCUUGGUGCACGACACGGAAUUUUUCUACAAGGACGCUGAUGGUCAAGUGAUUCCAAACAAAACCAAGUUUGAUGUCUUGAUCACAACCUACGAAAUGGCAUCGGCUGGAGCUGCUCAUUUACGUGAAAUCAACUGGCAAGCUGCUGUGUUUGAUGAAGCUCACAGAUUGAAGAACAAGCAAUCCAAGGUUCUAGAAAUUCUCAAGACGUUUACCAUUUACCACAAGUUGUUGCUUACGGGUACUCCCCUGCAAAACAACUUGGAUGAACUCUUCAGUUUGCUACACUUUAUGCAGCCCGAAAUUUACAGUGACGAGCGCCUCUUCUUCCACGAAUACGGAUCGUUGCAAACUGCUGCUCAGGUUGAAAAACUUCAGCUCAUGCUCAAGCCUAUUAUGUUGAGACGUUUCAAGGAAGAUGUUGAAAAGUCCAUUCCUGUCAAGGAAGAAACUGUCAUUGAAGUUGAAUUGACCAACCCCCAAAAGCGAUACUACCGUGCUAUUUUGGAGAGAAAUUUCGGCUUUUUGAAGAAGGGUGCUCGAACCAACAAGGAAUUGCCCCAUCUUCGCAAUAUCAUGAUGCAACUCCGUAAAUGCUGUAUCCACCCUUAUCUUUUGGAAGGAGCUGAGGAAGUCAUUACCUCGGAAAGCAAUGCAAAAUCUCAAGAAUCUCAAUUCAAAUGCUUGAUCGAAUCCUCCGGUAAAUUGGUUUUGAUUGACAAGUUGCUCAAGAAACUGAAGGACGGAAACCACAAGGUCCUUAUUUUCUCACAGUUCACAACUUGCUUGGAUAUCCUGGCUGAUUAUCUUCGUGGCCGCAACUAUGCUUACGAACGCAUUGAUGGUGGUGUUCCUUCUGAACAACGACAAGCUGGUAUUGAUCGAUUCUCAACUAUGCCUAUCGAUGAGUCCUUCGUUUUCUUGCUGUGUACUCGAGCGGGUGGUGUGGGUAUCAAUUUGACCGCUGCCGACACUGUCAUUAUCUUUGACAGUGAUUGGAAUCCUCAAAACGAUUUGCAAGCUCAAGCUCGUUGCCAUCGUAUUGGACAAACCAAGCCUGUUCAGAUCUACCGCCUUGUGUGCCGCAAUACCUAUGAAAAGGACAUGUUUGACCGUGCUGGUUUGAAGCUUGGUUUGGAUAAGGCUGUCAUGAGACGCAUGGAAUCUCAAUCCAGCUCCGUAAACGAAGACGAGACAGGUGUAAGCAAGAAUGAACUCAACAAGAAGGAGAUUGAAGAUCUUCUGAAGAAGGGUGCCUAUGGUGCUAUGUUGGAUGAUGAAUCCUCUGCUCAAUUCUGUGCUGAAGAUAUUGAUCAAAUUUUGGAACGCAGAACCACGGUUGUUCGUCAUGAAGGCAACGACGCCGGUUCCAUGUUCUCCAAGGCCACCUUUUCUUCUUCCGAUGGUGCCACCGUCGAGUUGGACGAUCCUGACUUUUGGGAGAAAUGGGCUGCUAAGGCGCAAAUCGAAACCACGGAAGCACCUGAUGAGAAUGAACUCAUCGUGUACCAGCCAAGACGACGCCGUCAAGUUCAACGCUUCGGAAGCCGACCCGCGGAUGGCUCUGUCUCUUCCAACGAAGGUGAAAACGACUCUGAUGCUUAUGUCGACGAUAAGGAACGCGGUCGUCGCAAGCGUGAUGGUAUUCGCCCAUGGAGUUUAUCUGAAAAGACAAAGUAUGAACGCAAGCUCAUGAUCUAUGGUUAUGGUCGCUGGAAGUCCAUGAAGACCCAUUUCCCUCGCCGCUCCGAGCGUGACUUGAAGGCUGUCACUCGUGCCAUGAUGCGUCUCAUCUUACCUACCAUUGAACGCAAUACCGAGGAAGAUUACCGUUUGAUUCAAGAUAUCGAAGGUCUAUUGGAUAGCGAUGUUGAUGAUGAACCAAGAAACAAAUCCAUUCCUUACAACAAUGCUACCAAGGCUCAAACCGCAGAGUACCGUACUUUCCUUCUUGAGGCUCCUCAAGACUACCUUGAUCAUGUCACCAAGAAGGGUAGAAAUAUCAUCUUGCGCAUUCAGAUGCUUCAUGUGAUUCGCGACAAGAUUGUUCCUCACGAAUGGGAUGAGGCUAAGAAGCUGGAAAUUCCAAAGGUGACGGGUAACCCUCCUGCCGCCUGGUGGGGUCACAAUGAAGAUCGUGAUCUGCUCCUUGGUAUUUGUCGAUACGGCUACCAACAGUAUUACGCCAUGCGAAGUGAUCCUGAAUUUAGUUUUUAUGGUCGCAAGUAUGAUGACAGUCAAGCCGGUCUCGAUGACGAAGAUGGCAAGCAAGAAAGCGAUGCAGAAAACGAAAAGAAUGGAGAUACCGACGCCAAUGGUGAAGCCUACAUUUGGCCCUCCAAGGCUGAUUUGGGUAUGCGUCUCCGCCGUAUCAUUGCUGCCUUCCUUCGUGAGAAAGCCAUUGUCAACCGAAAGGAAAGUAGAAUGCAAAAGCACAUGGAGAAGGAAAAGGCCAAGGAAGCGGCCAGAGAACGAACCAAGUUGGCACGCCAGAGAAAGAAGGAAGACCGUCUGGCCGAAAAGCAAGAAGCCAAGUGGAGAGAAACUUCCAAGCGGUGGUCCAAGAAGAGUAAACAAGACUUUUUGCGUACCGUCAUGUCCUUUGGUGUAGAGACCAUUCCCGGUGAUCCUAACAUCCUUUGGGAUCGCUUCAAGGAACUCUCUGGUUUGGACAAGAAAACGGAUGAAUCUCUGGAUUUGCACCUGCAAGACGUUAUCAGCAUUUGCGAAGACGUUGUCAAGCGACAUAACGAGAACACCAAUGGAAAUGGCACCGCUGCCGGUUCCGCAGGCGGCAAAGGAGCGGAUUCUAGUUUUAUUGAAGGUCACAGCCGAGAUUCCAGUAUGGAUCCCAUCCCAAUGCCCCUUCCCCCUGUUUCCGAAUCCGGCGAUACUCAGACGGACGGAGAAGAAAAGAGCAGCGAAGUGAAGCAAGAAGAUGAACUGCUUGAGAACGAUGCAUCUAAUACCGAUAUAAAAGAUGAGUCUGUUCCUCCCAAGACUGAAGAAUCCGUCACCAAGCAUGAAGAUGAUAUGGGAUUGGACCAGGAGGAUUUGGAGGACGAUAAAAUUGACGAUGACAAGAACGAUGAUGAUAAGAAUGACGAUGACCAAGAUAAUGAUCAAGAUGGUGAAGGUCAUGAUGGUGAUGCCAUUCCUUAUGAUCGAGCUCGUCGCGUCCUCAAGCGAAUUGAACAAAUGAAGACUAUUAGAGAAUCAGUCAUUGUUAAUCCCGAUCUUGACGAUCUACUUUCACGAGCACGCAAGACCUCUGGAUUGCCCAGGUAAAGUUUCAUGGACAUAACACAGAUAUUGAAGCAGCAGGCACAAUUGACUAAUCCUCUUCACACAUCAGCUGGUGGAAGGUGCCAGAGCACGACAAGGCUUUCUUGCAAGGUAUCUGUAAACAUGGUGUCAACCGCAGUGACCUUAUUGUCGCCGACGAGGAUUUGCCAUUCCAUCACAUCAAGAAGCAA